GGUUGCAUUAAAUUCGAUCGAGGCUUUCGCUCCCGCCACACACGCGAAAAUGCCGCUCCUCCACAUCUCCCUCCCGCCGCACCGCCUCCUCCUCGUCGCCGGCGGCCGCCGCCGCCGCCGCCGGCUGCUACUCCUCCCGCCGUCUCCCCGCCGCGUCUGCGUAAGGGCGGCGGCGUCGGUGGAGUUGGAGGUGGCCGCGGCCGCGGGGGAGUACGGGCUCCCCUUCCCGUCGGAGCGCGCCGCCCACCACCGCGAGCUCGCCGCGGCCGCCGCCGCCGUCGAGCGCGCCUGCCGCCUCUGCGUAGACGUCAAGAGAUCACUGCUUUCAGGUGAGAAGAAAAUUUUCGAAAAGAAUGACCAAACUCUUGUCACAGUUGCGGAUUUUGGAGUGCAAGCCCUUAUUAGUUUAGAGCUCCAGCGAUCGUUUCCAUCAAUUCCUCUUGUGGCAGAAGAGGAUUCAGCUUCUUUAAGGUCAUCUAAUGCUGAUAACAGUAGCAAUGUGCUUGUUGAGUCAAUUUCAAGUGCUGUUGCCGACAAUGUGAGUAACACCGAUUCACUUUUAACUCAUGAUGAUGUGCUGAGAGCUAUUGACAAAGGAGGCAAGGAUAGUGCAUCCUUUGAUUCAAAUCCCGCUACUUAUUGGGUACUUGAUCCAAUUGAUGGUACACAAGGUUUCUCGAAAGUGGAUGAUACUCUGUAUGUGGUGGGCUUGGCUCUUGUGGUGAAUGGAAAAGUAGUAGCAGGAGUCAUGGGAAGUCCUAAUUGGGCCAGUGAUACCAUAGCCAACAGAAAAGAUGACAGCAUUGCUUCCCGUUAUGAUCGUGGGAUCCUUAUGAUUGCUCAUGAGGGUUGUGGUGCUUGGACUAAGCGCCUGUAUGAUGAGUUUGGCCAGUUCACUACGUCAAAGGAUACUUGGAACAGAUGCUUCGUGGAUUCUUGUUCUGUUGUACACAAGGCACGCUAUUGCCUUUCCGAUAACCAAACCUGGAAUAUGAUACCACUAUCUGUUGUGUUCAACUCAACGACGGAUGAAUCGAAACCUAGAGAUGAGAAUGAACUUCUUACUUCAUAUGUUUUCUCUGGCAGUUUGUGCAAGUACCUUACUGUAGCCUAUGGGAGAGCCUCAGUUUUCGUCCUUAAAGCACGGACGAAAAGCCUCAAGUCUUGGGAUCAUACUGUAGGAGUAAUUUGUGUGCAGGAAGCUGGAGGCCAAGUUACUGACUGGAGAGGGGAACCUUUGGAUCUUGAAGCUGACCUAACUGGGCGCAGAGACAUUUACCCUCAUGGUGGCAUUCUCAUCACCAACGGCGUCCUGCACAACAAGCUUGCUGAAUUGAUCAAGGCGAAUUACUAAGUAGCUGCAAUGUUGCAUAUAUAGCUCCACACAUGACACAUUUUUUUUGGGGUAGCAUUUUACCUCACCGACCAUCAAGCUGUAUUUGGUCUCUCAUCCAGGAGAGAAACCUUGCAAACAUGUCCAUAUCACUUAUCACCUCUAAUAUCAUUACAGCAACAGAUAUGCAUGACAGAAUACACUGUUCCCCUCUGAACAAUGAGUACCUGAAGAUACAUGCCAACAUGCUAGUCAAGUCAUCUUA
This is a messenger RNA of Oryza sativa Japonica Group (Japanese rice), 1598 nucleotides long. RefSeq names its product putative 3'(2'),5'-bisphosphate nucleotidase, mitochondrial. Gene Ontology annotation, molecular function: 3'(2'),5'-bisphosphate nucleotidase activity. Lineage: Eukaryota; Viridiplantae; Streptophyta; Magnoliopsida; Poales; Poaceae. Gene Ontology annotation, biological process: sulfate assimilation. The record is from RefSeq and is a predicted model, not a curated record.